GUAGCGUGGUACACGCUGGAACGACUCUUCGCGAAAAAGCGAGUCGUGAUAAAAGCGUUGUUAACACCGCUACGAACCUUGAAGUCCAUUAAAUGGGACAAACUGGAGAGCAUCGAGCAGGUCACCAUAGGCAUUCGUCAGACAGUGGAAGCACUGCAACGAUGGGAAUGUCCAGUAGAUCAAUGGGGCAAUCCUAAGGCAGGGGCACUGCAAUCUAUCCAGGCAAAACCUCAAGGUCAGAAGGUGGAGAAACCGCACUUCAAGAAGUCUCGAGUGCGUUCUCAUGCGAGCACGUUGGAGGAGGCGACUGAGGAGAAUUCCUUAGCCCCGUGCUUGUUCUGCACCGAAAGGCACUCCCUGGGAAACUGUGUCCAAUUUCAAAGGUUGACGGUGGUAACUGGGCUUGGGGGUGGACGGACCGCGGACAUAAAACAUAGUGUAGAGGUAAGACUGAGUUCAGUGGUGACCAAUGCACCGCUGGUAAAAGCGAGUGCAUUCGUGGUUCACAAAAUUACCGACUACAAGCCGCCGAUGACAAGCCUCCCUCUGAAUGGAUUAUUCAAGGACGUAAGACUUGCAGAUCCAGAGCCUGCGGCAAACGAGCAAAUCGAUGUACUGCUGGGAGCCGAAGUAUACGCGCAAGUAAUAAGAGAAGGAAUCCGUCGGAUCGACGAUCAUUCUCCGAUCGCGCAAAAUACCGUAUUCGGUUGGGUGCUCUCCGGACCCUGUAAAGGCGCAACAUCCCAGAAUUCGGUACGGACGUUACAUUGCAACGUUCUAGAAUCGCUGGACAAAGCGAUUCGUCGAUUCUGGGAAUUAGAAUCUGUACCAAUGAAGGUACAGAAAACGAAGGAAGAAGAAGAGUGCGAUGCACACUUCUUGCAAACGGUGCAGCGAACAACGGACGGUCGUUUCGUUGUUCGUCUUCCGUUUAAAAGAUCGCAUCCGGAAUCGGAGCUGGGAGAUUCGCUAAGAAGCGCUCUCUCUGCGUUAACGCGACUCCGGAAAAAACUGGAUGUCGAUCAGACCCUCGUAAAAGAAUACGAUGAUUUCCUGGCGGAGUAUGAGGCCUUGAAACAUAUGACGAGAUUGAGAUCAAUCGAAUCGUCACGGCUGUACAUUCCGCACAGGGCCGUAAUUCGUGAGGAAAGUGCAACCACGAAAUUACGAGUGGUCUUUAAUGCGACGAGUUCCACAGCGAGCGGAUGCUCGCUGAAUGACCUUCUUCAUGUCGGGCCGAAGCUACAACGAGACAUGACCAUUAUUUUAACGAAUUGGAGAUUGUAUCAAUUCGUAAUGGUCGCGGACAUUGAGAAAAUGUUCCGUCAAAUUCUCGUGGCCCCGGAAGAUCGUCGCUUUCAAUGCAUAGUUUGGCGUGCACCAAAAACUGAGCGUCUCUCAGCUUUUGAAUUAAACACCGUAACGUAUGGUACGGUUUGUGCCCCAUACUUAGCUAUGCGGACACUACUCGAACUUGUACGCGAGGAGGGAAAAGAUUUUCCUCUCGCAGUACCAGUGAUUGAGAAAGACGUCUAUGUUGACGACGUUUUCUUAAGUGCACCUGAUAAAAGCCGAUUGGAAUGUAUUCGGAAACAGGUGUGCCAGCUGUUAUCCAAAGGAGGAUUCCCUUUAAGGAAGUGGGCAGGAAACUCAGAGGAUUUACUGAGGAACAUUCCAAAAACGGAGCAUUCCCACGCAGUGGAUCUCUCGUUAUUUGAGGAUUCGGAACUGAAAGUUCUUGGACUGCGAUGGGUACCAUCGGGUGAUUAUUUCUAUUUCAAUUUGACGCGAUUCCAACCGUCAGCCACCUCUCCAACAAAGAGAUCUUUGUUUUCGGAGAUCGCGAAACUGUAUGACCCUCUCGGUUGGCUUUCACCGGUGGUCAUUCGCGCGAAAGUGUUGAUGCAGUCACAGUGGCUGGAAAAAAUCCACUGGGACGAUAAUGUGUCAGUUGCCACUCACAGAACGUGGAACUCAUUCUGUGAGGACUGGGCAAAAUUGAAUGAAUUGCGUAUUCCCCGAUGGGUAGGAGUCGAAGAGGAGGUCAUCUCCCUGGAGCUGCACGGAUUUUGCGAUGCAUCUUUGGCUGCGUAUGCAGCCGCCGUGUAUCUCCGAGUGACGACGGCUAAAAACGGUGUUAAAACAUCGUUGUUGAUGGCCAAGUCGCGAGUCGCUCCGAUUAAAACGCUCACGGUCCCAGUUCUGGAAUUGAACGGGGCCCUCCUCCUUGCUGAACUGCUCCAGCAUAUCACGAAUGCACUUGCGGUCAAAGUGCAGCGUGUUUGUUGCUGGACAGAUUCAACGAUAACGUUGGCUUGGUUGAGGAAACACCCGUCAACAUGGAAAAUUAUAAUCGCCAAUCGAGUGUCGAAAAUACAAACGGCUUUGCCGACUGCGAUUUGGAGGCACGUUCCAACUCGCUCCAACCCAGCUGAUUUAAAUUCACGCGGUGUGGUAAUUGAGGAACUUCUCAGUUCAACCUUCUGGAUUUCUGGUCCAUCUUGGUUAAAACAACCAGAAGAGGAAUGGCCGAAAACGCCAGCCUCAAUUGAAACUGAGGAAGGGAUGCGUGUCAUUUACGCCCACGUAAAUAUCCCGAAAACAGAAUGGGAGGUACUCUCUCGCUUUUCGAGGUGGAGUCGUCUACUCUACGUGGUAGCAUAUUGUCUUCGGUUCUACCGAAUUUUGAAAGGUGAGAAGACAAUUGUAAGUGCGGUGGGUGGACGGACCGCGGACAUAAAACAUAGUGUAGAGGUAAGACUGAGUUCAGUGAUGACCAAUGCACCGCUGGUAAAAGCGAGUGGUUCACAAGAUUACCGACUACAAGCCGCCGAUGACAAGAAUCCCUUUAAAUGGAUUAUUCAAGGACAAUCGCUGGACGAUGCGAUUCGUCGAUUCUGGGAGAUAGAAUCUGUACCGGUGAAGGUACAGAAGACAAAAGACGAAGAGGAGUGCAACGCACACUUCUCUCAAACGGUGCAGCGAACGACGGACGGUCGGUUCGUAGUUCGGCUCCCGUUUAAAAAAUCGCAUCCGGAAUCGGAGCUGGGAGAGUCGCUGAGAAGCGCUCUCUCUGCGUUAUCGCGGCUUCGUAAAAAGUUGGAUGUCGAUAUGGCCCUCCUAACAGCUUACG
Molecule: messenger RNA, 3133 nt
Organism: Ceratina calcarata
Lineage: Eukaryota; Metazoa; Arthropoda; Insecta; Hymenoptera; Apidae
Exons: 4
Source: RefSeq, a predicted model, not a curated record